This is a messenger RNA of Phytophthora infestans T30-4, 453 nucleotides long. RefSeq lists its product as uncharacterized. Bases 1 to 453 code for a protein of 150 amino acids. The transcript is spliced from 6 exons. NCBI's taxonomy places the organism in Eukaryota, Oomycota, Peronosporomycetes, Peronosporales, Peronosporaceae. Gene Ontology annotation, molecular function: protein binding. The record is from RefSeq and is a predicted model, not a curated record.
AUGAACACUUGUCGGAUGGAGAAGGAGCUGCAGCAGGCGAAGGAGCAUUUAAAAUUAACAGGGCAGCUCUCGAAAGAGCUAGCUAGUGCCCAGCGAGAAAUUCGUGAGUUACGGAGAGCGAACGACAUCCAGUAUAUUCUCAGGAGAAACUACUCAAAACCUGCGAAGCUUGUGUCGGACUCGAGGAUACAGCCACGAUUGUCUGCAUCAAUGAAUGACGAGGAGAACGUCUUCUCGUCACUACCAGACAACGUGAUGCUCAAGCUGUUUUCCUUCUUGGACGAGGACAGUAUGGUCGCAAUUAGCGUCACUGAUAAAGUGCUGGUGAGGCGAGUGAAUGUGAUGUUUGGACGACCUGCAUCGCCUCCACCUAGAAAGACGUCGAAGGGCCGAAGUCUCAGCUUCAUCGGGUCGUCAGAGAAGGACAAGCUCUCGAAGGUGGACGCGAUCUGA